This is a messenger RNA of Fukomys damarensis (Damara mole-rat), 1473 nucleotides long. It is a transcript of the gene Lactb, whose product is annotated as lactamase beta. NCBI's taxonomy places the organism in Eukaryota, Metazoa, Chordata, Mammalia, Rodentia, Bathyergidae. The transcript has 6 exons. The coding region runs from base 16 to 1389 and encodes 457 amino acids. The record is from RefSeq and is a predicted model, not a curated record.
GGUCCUGUCGUUUGUAUGUUUUUACUUCUCGAACUUGAGACUGCGUCAGAUGGACCUCCCAACCUCCACUCAAGGUCUCUUCAAAUGGAUGAGGUGGGCGCACCCGGCAUAGUGGUUGGAGUUUCUGUAGAUGGAAAAGAAGUCUGGUCAGAAGGCCUAGGUUAUGCAGAUGUUGAGAACCGUGUGCCAUGUAAACCAGAGACAGUCAUGAGAAUUGCCAGCAUCAGCAAAAGCCUCACAAUGGUUGCUCUUGCCAAAUUAUGGGAAGCAGGGAAACUGGAUCUUGAUAUUCCAGUACAACAUUAUGUUCCUGAAUUCCCAGAAAAAGAGUAUGAAGGUGAAAAGGUUUCUGUCACAACAAGAUUGCUAAUUUCCCAUUUAAGUGGAAUUCGUCAUUAUGAGAAGGAUAUGAAAAAGGUGAAAGAAGAGAAGGCUUACAAAGCCUUGAUUAUGAUGAGAGGGACAUUGGCAUCUGACCAAGAAAAAGAAUUCAAAGAAAAAGGAGGCAAAAGUCAUGAAAAGGAUGACUUCGUUAAAGCUAAGACAGAGCCAGACAGUGAAGCCAAAUCCCGGAAUUCAAAACCGGGCAAGAAAAAAAAUGAUUUUGAACAAGGCGAAUUAUAUUUGAAAGAAAAGUUUGAAAAUUCAGUUGAAUCCUUAAGAUUAUUUAAAAAUGAUCCAUUAUUCUUUAAGCCUGGUAGUCAGUUUUUGUAUUCAACUUUUGGCUAUACCCUCCUGGCAGCCAUAGUAGAAAGAGCUUCAGGAUACAAGUAUUUGGACUAUAUGCAGAAAAUAUUCCAUGACUUGGAUAUGCUGACAACUGUACAAGAAGAAAAUGAGCCUGUGAUUUACAAUAGAGCAAGAUUUUAUGUUUACAAUAAAAAGCAACGCCUUGUCAACACUCCUUAUGUGGAUAACUCCUAUAAAUGGGCUGGUGGUGGAUUUCUGUCUACAGUGGGUGACCUUCUGAAAUUUGGAAAUGCAAUGUUGUACAGUUACCAAGUUGGGCUGUUUAAGAACUCAAAUGAAAAUUUUUUACCUGGAUAUCUCAAACCGGAAACAAUGGUUAUGAUGUGGACACCUGUCCCUAACACAGAGAUGUCUUGGGAUAAAGACGGUAAAUAUGCAAUGGCAUGGGGUGUGGUAGAAAAGAAGCAGACAUACGGCUCUUGUAGGAAGCAGCGGCAUUAUGCCUCCCAUACUGGAGGUGCAGUGGGUGCCAGUAGUGUCCUGCUGGUCCUUCCUGAAGAAGUGGAUACAGAGACCGUAAAUAACAAGGUUCCCCCAAGAGGAAUAAUUGUUUCUAUCAUCUGUAACAUGCAAUCUGUUGGCCUCAAUAGCACUGCUUUAAAGAUUGCCCUGGAAUUUGAUAAAGACAGGUCAGACUGAUCUCUUAACAUCACAGGUGCAAAAUAAACAUUUUGAAAUAUUAAAGUUCCAGUACUGGGGAUUUGGCUCAGUGGUUCCGUUGUC